This is a messenger RNA of Ooceraea biroi (clonal raider ant), 3388 nucleotides long. It is a transcript of the gene CYP6AQ1, whose product is annotated as cytochrome P450 6AQ1. The record is from RefSeq and is a predicted model, not a curated record. NCBI's taxonomy places the organism in Eukaryota, Metazoa, Arthropoda, Insecta, Hymenoptera, Formicidae. Gene Ontology annotation, molecular function: iron ion binding; heme binding; oxidoreductase activity, acting on paired donors, with incorporation or reduction of molecular oxygen.
GAAAGCAUAAAAGCAAUCAUAUAUCUCUUCAGCAGUUCAUUUUAUCUUUGGCUCGUUGCAUUGCCUCUCGUAUAAUUUCCUGCUUUAUCAUUCCGUGCGUUAUCUGACGGUAAAUGCGAACUAAGAGAGACACUUCUGCCAAUCAGUUACAAAAUGGCACUCAUCACGGCGUACUGGGGCCUAGACGGCCUGAUAGUUCUAACGACCCUCAUGGUAGCCGCGUACCUUUAUAUGACACGCAAGUUCAACUACUGGAAGAAGAAGGGCGUAAUGGAAGUAAAGCCAAUUCCGUUUCUGGGAAAUUUCGCGGAUUUCCUUAAAAAAGCACCCGGAUACUUUAUAAAGGACCUCUAUGAUCAAGCGAAAGGGGCGCCUUACAUAGGCUUCUAUAUUCUGGACAAGCCGUUUCUGCUGAUACGCGACCGAGAGCUCGUUAAGAAUAUUCUGGUAAAGGAUUUCAAUUACUUCUCCGAUCGAUACGCUUCGCCAGGUACGCAAGACCGUCUCGGUUACUCCAGUCUGUUCUUCAUCAAAAAUCCAGCUUGGAAGGCCUUGAGAACGAAGCUGACGCCAAUCUUCACUUCCGGCAAGCUGAAGAAAAUGUACGAAUUGAUGGAAAUAUGCGGCGAAAAUUUGGAUACGUAUCUCGAUUCGCUGAAGCUAGAAGGUAAAGGAAAGGAGAUAGAAGUGAAAGACCUGGCUGCAAAAUUCACCACCGAUAUAAUCGGCUGCACCGCUUACGGACUCAACGUGAACUCGCUGAACAAUCCGGACGCUGAGUUCCGCAAGUACGGCAAGAUGAUCUUUGAUUACGAUAACGUUCGCGGCUACGAGUUGUUCGCGGUAUUCUUCCUUCCGGAUUUAGCUCGUAUGAUCGGUAUAAAAACUUUCGGCAAGGAUUCCUCCGCCUUCUUGCGUAAGGUAUUCUGGGAGACGAUCAACCAUCGCAUGGAAAGCGGCGAGAAGAGAAACGACCUCAUUGAUAUCCUGAUCGACCUUAAAAAGACUUAUGGCAGUCAAGACAUUGACGGAUUCAAAUUCGACGGGGAUGAUCUAGUAGCGCAAGCAGCCGUUUUCUUCACGGGAGGCUUCGAGACCGCUUCAACGACAAUAGCUUUCACGUUGUACGAACUGACAGUGCACGCAGAUAUUCAGAGCAAACUUAGGAAAGAAAUCUAUGACGCGCUCGAAAAGACCAAUGGCAAAAUCACAUAUGACAUGAUUGUAUCGCUAUCAUAUCUCGACAUGGUGAUCUCUGAAACCUUGAGGAUGUACCCGACACUACCAUUUUUGGAUCGCAUAGCCGUUGACACCUAUAAAAUACCAAACUCCGAUCUAGUACUCGAGAAGGGUAUGCCGGUCUACAUCUCGAUGCUAGGCAUGCACUUUGAUCCGGAAUACUUCCCCGAUCCGGAAAAAUUCGAUCCGGAGCGAUUCAGCGAGGAGAACAAGCGAAACAGACCGCCAUGCGUCUACUUCCCAUUCGGAGAGGGCCCGCGCAUCUGCAUAGGCGCCCGCUUGGGACUUUUGCAAACGAAAUUGGGACUCAUUAAAAUCUUGAGCAAAUACGAGCUCUCACCGAGCGAGAGGACUCUAAUACCGAUGGUACUCAAUCCAAAAGCCCCGCUGACGUCGCCGUUAGGUGGCGGCAUAUACCUCAAUAUUCGAAAAAUUCAUUGUAGACGCGUAGAUGAAGAUAGGCAUUUCUUCAUAAACAGAAUGGCGCUUAUAACCGAUUGUUGGGGCCAGGAUGUAGUGAUAGUUGUCGCGAUUCUGAUAAUAAUAGCAUACCUUUACAUGACUCGCAAUUUCAAGUACUGGCAGAAACGAGGCAUUCUGGAACUAUCACCGACACCUUUCUUCGGCAAUUUCGCACAGUGUUUAUUCCUAAGAAGAGCCCCGGCGGAUUUCUUAAAGGAUCUGUACGAUCGAGCCAAGGGCCUACCAUACGUCGGCUUCUACGUACUUGACAAACCAUUCUUGCUGUUGUGUGAUCGGGAACUCGUCAAGAACAUCAUGAUAAAAGACUUUAAUCAGUUCUCUGACCGAUACAGCGGGGCGAGUCCAACCGAUCGUAUUGGUUACGCCACUCUUUUCUUCCUCCAGAACCCAGCUUGGAAGAUAGUGAGGAACAAGUUGUCGCCGUUCUUCACGUCCGGGAAGCUGAAGAACAUGUUUAACUUGAUGCUGGAAUGCGGAGACAAUCUGGAAAAGUAUCUCGAAUCGUUAGGAUUGGAAGGUGACGGAAAGACGAUCGAAGUAAUCGAGCUAAUUGGCAAAUUUACCACGGACAUAGUCGGCAGUACCGCUUAUGGACUCAAUUGUAACUCGUUUAAGUAUCCCAAUACUGAGUUUCGCAAAUAUGCCAGAAUGAUAUUUACAUACACCUUAAAACGCGCCUACGAGUUACUUUCGGUGUUUUUCUUGCCGCAUAUAGUCCGCAUGUUGAAUAUGCAGGUUUUCGGUAAGGAGACGACGAACUUUAUGCGCAAAGUUUUCUGGGAGACGUUUACUGCGCGCAUGGAGUCCAACAUGAAGAGAAAUGAUCUGAUCGAUAUCUUGGUCGAGCUCAAGAAGACUCAGGGUAAUAAGGAUAUUGAAGGAUUCAAAUUCGAUGGGGACGAUCUUCUGGCGCAACCAGCCAGCUUCUUCUCAGCUGGUUCCGAAACCACCGCAGUUUCAGUGGCUUUUCUACUGCACCAACUCGCGGUGUACCCUGACAUCCAAACCAAGCUGAGAAGCAAAAUCCUUGAUGCGCUCAGCAAGACCAACGGAGAAAUCACGUAUGAUAUGACUAUGUCGCUGCCAUACCUCGAGAUGGUAGUCAGCGAAAGUUUGAGAAUGUAUCCACCAUUAGGAUAUCUGAACCGCAUAGCAAACAAUACUUACAAAAUGCCGAAUUCAGACCUGGUGGUUGAGAAGGGUACGCCGAUUUUCAUUUCGAUGCUCGGCAUGCACUUUGAUCCGGAAUACUUUCCAAAUCCCAAUAAAUUCGAUCCGGAGAGGUUCACGGAGGAGAACAAGCAGAAUCGGCCGUCAUGUGUUUAUUUUCCAUUCGGAGACGGUCCACAUAUGUGCAUAGGAACUCGCUUUGCGUAUUUGCAAAUGAAACUGUCUAUUAUCAAAAUCCUAGCCAAAUUUGAGAUAGUCCCAUGUGAAAAAACUUUGAUACCGAUGGUAAUUGAUCAGAGGGCAGCCAUGACAUCGCCCUUGAAUGGUGUAAUACACCUCAAUAUUCGAAGAGUUAAUACUAAUAGAAAAUAAUGGGACUUCACACAGCCUGUGUAACUUUUAUUAAUCCUUUCGCUCCUAAUACCGAUUAUAUUCCUCAUCUAUGCAAUGGCUUGUAGACUAAAUAUAUAAGGUUAAAUAAAUAUUGUUCUUAUAU